CAGCAUUGCGUUCGGCCCAUUCGGCCUCCUUACCUCUAGUCUCCAUGAUUCUUCCGUUCUGCGACUUCCAGAAAUUGGGGAGAGCUCUGAGCGAGAUCGUAGUGGGGGAAAUCCUUAAAGCGUCACCGUUCUGCACAAGUACGACAAGUACCGAGUACAAGUGUUUACGUAUCUGUCACCGGCGGUAAUUGGAUAAUUCGUCGAAUUAAAUAGUAUGGAACUUGAUCGACUAUGCGGCUGCAAAGGGAUUCGAUCCUGUCUGAUUUGCGAAACCAUAUACCGCAUACCGAGAAUAAACCUGGCCGAUAAUUUACAAAAUAAAAGAACUUAUGUCUACUGUAUCUACUGUGACAAAGCUUGGCCCGGAUGGAAUUUGUCUAGUAAUCAACAUCCAAAUCACAGUGGAGUGCCGAUAGACUAUCCUGGUGUUUACAUAGAGCCAAAUUUCUUAAGCAAAAAUAAAGCGAAGUCCUUGAUUAAAAAACUCGAUGAAUUGCCAUGGGACCUUUCACAGAGCGGGCGCAGAAAACAGAAUUACGGGCCAAAGUGCAAUUUUAAAAGGCGUCGACUUCGUUUGGGAAAUUUCUCUGGUUUUCCCGCAGCAACGAGAUUCGUACAGGAAAAAUUUGCAAACGUUCCCUUGCUUCAAGGAUUUCAAACAAUCGAACAAUGCAGUCUUGAAUACGAUCCGAUGCGUGGAGCAUCAAUUGAUCCUCAUAUAGAUGACUGCUGGAUCUGGGGCGAGCGUAUAAUCACUGUAAACAUCACCGGCGAUGCGGUUCUCACGAUGACACCCUACAGAGAUGCGUUGUAUCGUUAUAAUUUGCCUGACGUUGAGACUUACCCAUCUGUUGUCGAAUCUAUCUUGGAUUCAAAGAAAACCCAACCCAAUAUGGAAGCUAUGGAACAUGUAGUCGUGCGAUUGCCAAUGCCUGCAAGAUCGCUCAUGGUUUUAUAUGGUGCAUCAAGGUACAACUGGGAACAUGCUGUACUCAGGGAAGAUGUUAAGGGCCGUCGUCUUUGCAUCGCAUAUCGUGAAUUUACGCCACCUUACUUGGAAGGUGGUGAUCAUUUUGAUGAAGGUAGUAAAAUUUUAGAGAAAGCACGUAUAUUUUGGUGAUGGAAACCACUGUUAUAUUGUAGCGUAAGUUAUUAGAUGAAUUGAUAAAUGGUCAAUUGUAGAUAAAGUGAAUUUUACACUCAUGUUAAUCAUAUCUUGAAGAUUAGUCACCUGUUCGGAUUUUGAGUCAUUCUAGUUGGUUAUUACAAUGUCGAAUGUUUGUGAGAAAAACACGACGUCAUCAAUUUUGUCCUUUCCAAAUUGUUUGUACGUUUUUUUAAUUUAUCAGGCCACGGUAUAUUGUUAUUAUUACCAUUGGUACUAUCAUUAUUUGUCUUUUGACUGUUAUACAAUUGAUUUAUUGCGUCUGCCCGAUCAAGUGGUCAUUUAAGGAAAUUUUUUGACGAAUAGUCAUAGUUAUCGGUGUAAUUACAAUUUAUUCUAAUUUUUUACAAUAUUUUGUAUACAUACAUGUACAUCAUAGUGUAAAUGUGAGUUGUAUUUAUAAAUUAUCUGAUAAAUCACAUUCAUAAAUUUGCAAACCCGUUUUUAAACAUUGAUAUCAACAUUGCAAUAACUGUUUCUUUAUACCUCCACAUAUAUAUGUACUUUUUUAAUAUCUGUUAUUUAUAAAGUUAACUUCAACGAUACACCUAGCCAUUCUGAAUAAUAAUUGCACCUCGCAGUAAGAAAAUUUUGUAAAAAAUUACGGAUAUUGUUUCUACUAGCGUGAAAUCGACUUUGUGCAAGUAAUUUUGCAUGUAUUUACACAGUUAUAUAAAAAUUACUCAAUCACAUGUGUGACUCCAUGAUUAGUUGAAUCAGUUUUAAAUUAUACACUUAGAUUGUUGCCUCAUAGGGGAGAAAACUUCUGUUGUAAGUCAUAGGUCGAGCAGUGACUUCCUUUUUAGCUGUGCCGACACAUUAAAUGUUCAGAAAACACGGAUUUCUUGAAAAAUGACUCAGCACGUGCCGUUUAACAUUUUUUUAUCUAGUUUAUGAAUGUUUCAAAAUUGGAACACGACGAUAUUUUUGAUUUUGCAAUAGCUUCAUACAAACGUUUAGGGUUCAGGGAAUUUAAUGGCUCCUGAUAUUACGUGUAAUAUGAAUGAAAAUAGUUUCUUCAUCCAGUUAAGAACAAUCACUUUCGUAAUAAUAAUAGUAUCAUUUAAUUUUUAUUUUUUUAAAUUUGCCAAGAAUUGUAUCACCGAUGUGUAUAUUUUCCUACAAAUCCUGUCUCAUGAUCUUGAAACGGAUAAUUUCAUUAGAAUAACAUAAGACUAAACAGCUCCACGUGCUUCUGCUUGUACCAAAUGUAUUAGCAUUUGAAUUUCGCAUGCUUAGAAUCAAGAUCCAACAUACCAUAUUCGUUCUGUAAUGUGGCGUCAAAAACGAGCAAUCACCUGAUAUUUUGCUAAACUAUACGGAUAUCAAGCAACAAGACCUUUCGUACAAGUUGUUAGGUGUCUAGCUAUUGCGUUUCAUAUAAGUUGAAAU
Messenger RNA from Neodiprion virginianus, 2557 nucleotides. Its product is annotated as alpha-ketoglutarate-dependent dioxygenase alkB homolog 4. The record is from RefSeq and is a predicted model, not a curated record. The transcript has 5 exons. Gene Ontology annotation, biological process: oxidative demethylation. Bases 215 to 1120 code for a protein of 301 amino acids. Gene Ontology annotation, molecular function: demethylase activity; oxidoreductase activity. NCBI's taxonomy places the organism in Eukaryota, Metazoa, Arthropoda, Insecta, Hymenoptera, Diprionidae.